Messenger RNA from Neomonachus schauinslandi (Hawaiian monk seal), 3515 nucleotides. RefSeq names its product ataxin 7 (gene ATXN7). NCBI's taxonomy places the organism in Eukaryota, Metazoa, Chordata, Mammalia, Carnivora, Phocidae. The transcript has 12 exons. The record is from RefSeq and is a predicted model, not a curated record. The coding region runs from base 1 to 2805 and encodes 934 amino acids.
AUGUCGGAGCGGGCCGUGGAUGACGUCAGGGGGGAGCCGCGCCGAGCGGCGGCGGCAGCGGGCGGAGCAGCGGCGGCGGCCGCCCGGCAGCAGCAACAGCAGCAGCCUCCGCAGCCUCAGCGGCAGCAGCAGCCGCCGCCGCCGCCGCCGCGGCGCCUCCGGCCGGAGGACGGCGGCCCCCCCGCCGCCUCCACCUCGGCCGCCGCCGCAAUGGCGACCGUCGGGGAGCGCAGGCCCCUGCCCAGUCCAGAAGCGAUGCUGGGACAGUCGUGGAAUCUGUGGGUCGAGGCUUCCAAACUUCCUGGGAAGGACGGGACGGAAUUGGAUGAAAGUUUCAAGGAGUUUGGGAAAAACCGCGAAGUCAUGGGGCUCUGUCGCGAAGACAUGCCAAUAUUUGGUCUGUGUCCAGCCCACGAUGAUUUCUACUUGGUGGUGUGUAACGACUGUAAUCAGGUUGUCAAACCGCAGGCAUUUCAAUCACAUUACGAAAGAAGACAUAGCUCGUCCAGCAAGCCUUCUUCGGCCAUUCCUCCCACUUCAGUAUUUUCCUUCUUCCCUUCUCUGUCCAAAAGCAAAGGAGGCAGCGGGAGUGGAAGCAGCCGCUCUUCCGGUGGAGGUGUCCUAAGCGCAUCCUCAUUUAGUUCCAAGUUGCUGAAAUCACCCAAAGAGAAAUUCCAGCUCAGGGGGAACACCAGGCCAAUGCAUCCCAUUCAGCAAAGUAGAGUCCCCCAUGGUAGAAUCAUGACGCCCUCUGUCAAAGUGGAAAAGAUUCAUCCGAAGAUGGAUGGCACACUACUGAAAUCUGCGGUGGGGCCCACCUGUCCUGCUACUGUGAGUUCCUCAGUCAAGCCUGGCCUUAACUGCUCCUCAAUACCAAAGCCAACCUUGCCUUCACCUGGACAGAUUCUGAAUGGCAAAGGGCUUCCUGCACCAUCCACUCUGGAAAAGAAGUCUGAAGAUAAUUCCAAUAACAGGAAAUUUUUAAAUAAGAGAUUAUCAGAAAGAGAGUUUGACCCUGACAUCCACUGCGGGGUCAUCGACCUCGACACCAAGAAGCCCUGCACCCGGUCUUUGACAUGCAAGACACAUUCCUUAACUCAGCGGAGGGCUGUCCAGGGUAGAAGAAAACGAUUUGAUGUGUUAUUAGCCGAGCACAAAAACAAAACCAGGGAAAAGGAAUCGAUUCGCCAUCCGGACUCUCAGCAACCAACGCAGCCUCUCAGGGACCCGCAGCCCGCCCCUCCUAGACCUUCACAGGAGCCACACCAAAACUCUCACGGAGUGAUUCCUUCUGAAUCAAAGCCUUUCGUAGCUAGUAAACCUAAACCUCACACCCCCAGUCUUCCAAGGCCUCCAGGCUGCCCUGCUCAGCAAGGUGGGAGUGCCCCCAUUGACCCUCCUCCAGUCCAUGAAUCUCCACACCCUCCCCUGCCUGCCACUGAGCCAGCUUCUCGGUUAUCCAGUGAGGAGGGAGAAGGCGAUGACAAAGAAGAGUCUGUUGAAAAACUGGACUGUCAUUAUUCAGGUCAUCAUCCUCAGCCAGCAUCUUUUUGCACAUUCGGGAGCCGGCAGAUUGGAAGAGGCUAUUACGUGUUUGACUCCAGGUGGAACCGGCUUCGCUGCGCCCUCAACCUCAUGGUGGAGAAGCAUCUGAACGCGCAGCUGUGGAAGAAAAUUCCCCCGGUGCCCAGCGCCACACCCCCCGUCUCCACACGUGUUCCCCAUCGGACGAACUCGGUGCCGACAGCACAAUGUGGGGUUGGCUGUCUGGCCACAGCCACUGUGUCGACAUCCCCCGUCCUGCUCUCGGCCACCUGCAUCUCCCCAAACAGCAGAUCGGUACCAGCUCAUGGAACCACACUAAAUGCACAGCCCGCCGCCUCUGGGGCAAUGGAUCCUGUGUGCAGUAUGCAAUCCAGACAAGUGUCCUCUUCAUCCUCGUCCCCCUCCACCCCCUCUGGCCUUUCCUCAGUGCCCUCCUCCCCGAUGUCCAGGAAACCUCAGAAGUUGAAAUCCAGCAAGUCAUUAAGGCCCAAGGAGCCUUCUGGUAAUAGCACUAACUGUCACAAUGCCAGUAGCGGUACCAGCGGCGGCUCAGGAAAGAAACGCAAAAACAGCUCCCCGCUGUUAGUUCACUCUUCCUCCUCCUCCUCCUCCGCUUCUUCUCAUUCCAUGGAGUCUUUUCGCAAGAACUGUGUGGCGCACUCUGGGCCUCCCUACCCCUCCACGGUAACAUCUUCCCACGGCGUGGGCCUCAACUGUGUGGUAAAUAAGGCGAACUCCGCGAGUGUCCGGCACGACCAGUCAGGGAGGGGCCCCCCGGGGGGGAGCCCCGCUGAGUCCAUCAAGAGGAUGAGUGUGAUGGUGAACAGCAGUGACUCCACGCUUUCUCUCGGCCCGUUCAUUCACCAGUCGAGCGAGCUGCCCGUCAGCUGCCACGGCGGUUGCUCACACGCUCACACUCCCCUGGACAGACUGCUAGGAAAGAAGAGAAAGUGCUCGCCCGGCUCCGGCGGCGCCAAACCCACGAAGGUUGCCAGAUUGCCAGCCGCCAACAACGUGCAUAUGAAGCACGCGGGCGCCAGCCCGGGGCCCCCAGGACUGACGAACAGUUCCCUCCCUCAUCAGCGUGUCUCCUCUCCUUGCCUGCACUCGGGGAUGUCAGCAGCACCCCCCCAGAGCCCUGAGGUACGGUCCAAAGGCACGUCCCUGACAGCUGAAAAUAGCGCGGGGAGGAAUAAUCUGGACACUUUUGACGACAAGUUACACCUCCACUCAGCACUAUGGACUCCACGAUGCCUUUGAGUCUGUUUUCCCAACCUCCUGUGGGCCUCGAGGGUAGAAAUCUGCCGGGCUGUUGUUGUAACGAGGAUUUCCCUGAAGCUAUGUCUGUAGCAGUGAGUACGUGUAAAGGACACUGGAUCAAGUUCAGCCACCGAAUUGCUUCUGUCAGUGUUAACGUGGUCUGGACUGCUUGCUACCAAUCUGUGAGAAGUUGUUGCUUUGUUUUUUUAACUUGCGGUAAAUCAUGGAGCCACUCUUUGAGUAGAUUGGCGGGGCGAAAGAAUGUCUUGGCAAGAGCAUUACUGUAGACUUUUCUCCCUUCUUCCCCCUUCCCGUCCCAGUUCUUUUUUUACACUGUCUUCUGUAGGUCACCCUCCAGCAGUUAGGUCCCCCAUCUGGAGACGCCUUCCAGAGGAGAGCAGAGCUGCGCCCUGAGCAACCCUUCAGAGAAGGCAUGUGCUGUUAGGUUUUUAUAGCAAUGUUCCGGGAAUGGAAUAUGGACGUUAGCACGAGGCAUCAUGACAAAAUAGCCUGUAUUUUCCCCCAGCUUUUUGCAAGUAAUUUGGGGUAAGAAGCUGUCAAAAGUUUCUAACUUACAAACUGGUUUAAAGCCAUCGACGCCCAGAGAGCAAGUAUACCACAUUGUAGAGGCUUACUUUUCAAGGUACUUUUCAUUCUAUGUGAUUUUUUUUUUUUAAGAAAAUGCAAAUGCAAACUAGUUUUGAUAAUGG